Molecule: messenger RNA, 2096 nt
Organism: Plodia interpunctella (Indianmeal moth)
Lineage: Eukaryota; Metazoa; Arthropoda; Insecta; Lepidoptera; Pyralidae
Exons: 5
Coding region: 141-1415 (424 amino acids)
Source: RefSeq, a predicted model, not a curated record
GUGUUGAAUUGUCAAUUUCAAUGUCACGAUGACAUCAUCAAGCCAGCUGGAGCUGAUGAACUUUGAAUUUUGUUGUUUGAGUUUGAUAAAAAAUCGAACUACAUAAAUAAAUAAAUUUAGUCCCAGAUUUCGCAAAUAUUAUGACUUUGCUUGUGUAUUUACUAUGGUCAUUAUAUUUAUUACUGUUUUGUAAAUGCGAGAUGCAGUUCGGACCAGAUCCUUGGGAUUAUGAGGCACCAAAACAACUUGAGGAAGAAGCCGAUAUUCCACCCGAUUUGAGAAUAGUGCCAAAGAAACCAGAAAGUAACCCAGGAAUCGAUGAAAUAUUUAUUAAGCGAAUUCUAGGCAUGGUUCUCCGAGGAGGACAACUUCAGAAACAUGAAGAUGGUAGUGUUGUAGUUGUAUUGCAAAUGCGCUUUGACUGUGAGAAAUGGAAUACAUUAGAUAAAUAUAUGAAAUCAAAUACUGUCAUUACUGAAUCCAUGCUUCGGAAAACCAUGGGUUAUAUUGAAGAUGCUAUUUAUAAACCAACUAUUGUUGAAAAAAUUGUGAUGGCAUGGACUGAUUAUGUACAAUUAUAUUUGAUUGAAUAUAAGAUGUACAUAGUAUGGACUCUUGGCUUGAUUGGGAUAAUUCUAGCUUUUAAUUGGCUCUGGAAGAGACUUUCUCACAGACAUGUGAUAUUUUUUAUAUUUAUUGCAUUGUAUGUUUACGAAGUUAUCAUAUCCUAUAAGGAAGCUGAACAGCAAGAACUUAAUAGGUUUUUGUCAGCACUUAGCAGCUGUCAAUGGCAGUUCUGGAAGUCCACUUGUGAAGUUCCACCACCAGAUGUGAUUUUAUUUAUGAAGCAUAUGAACCCUUUGAAGAUUGCCAUACGAAUGUUCACUACUCUAAUAUCAGAACCUAUGAUUUCACUUAGUGCUGCUGUAAAGAUUAUGAUAAGCAGUGUAACAGAUGGCCUGUGGUUCCCAUUUGACAAAAUUGUUUAUGGAUUUUUGACACUCUCCUUCAAUGCUUUGCUAAUUGUUCUUUUGGUUAUAAUAGUAUUUAAUUACUUACUUAACAUUCCAUUUAGUUUAAGUUUCUUAGGCUUAAGUGUAGGCGUAAAACAACGUAAAAGAACAUUAUUUUCUGAAGUAAAUCCACAUCAAAGUCCACCUGUUGAAAAUACAGAUCGAAUAAGUGGUGCAACAUUAAACAGACUACUGGAUGUUUUUUCGCAUGCCCUUACAAAUUCGCGAGUUCCGCAAACCAACAUAAAUCCUGCGGCUAUUGAAGCACCUAAGAUCCAUAGGUCAGCUAGUACCGGAAGACUCAGCAGUUCAUCGUAUGAAAAAAAUGUAUUGUCCUUCCAAGAACAGUCAAUCAGACGAAGAAUAAGAAGACCUAGAGAUGGUAGUGGCGAUGCUGGUUAAAUAUUGUUUUUUUUUCUCGGGAUAUGAAAGUUAGUGUUUAGUAUUAUUUUGGGUAGUAUUUUUGAUAUGCAGUCAUUUUAAACAUCCUUUUCUUCGAUUAUAUUUAGGGAUUUUAACUUCUUUGAGCGAUAUAGACGGACGACAUCAAAGUCACGUCAAAAAAACGCGACAUAGGUGGUAAGAGGGUUAGGUAGCACAAAGAUAGGCGUAAAAGAAGUGAGGCCUGUGCUCAGCGGUCAAAGGGCUGACAUGCAGCACCCAUUACAAUGUGAAAGACACUAGAAUACUGAUCUUACCUAUUGCGAUUUAUAGCAGUAAUAAAUACACAUUAUGGGUGUGGAUAAAGAGUAACUACAUUAACUAUAUGGUUGUGUGUGCGCAAAAUAUAACAUUACAAUUUAAUUUAGUCUCGAAUUUAUAGGCGUUAAACGCUGACACUUGAAUAGUAAAUUAAUCAAGGAUAUUUUUUUAACUUACCACUUAUUGCUCUUUAUUUUUCUAGUCAUUGUUUUGUGUCAUAUAAUUUUAUAAUCCUUAAUAAUAAAAAAAAAAGUUUUAUACAUGUUUAUUGUACCUAGUAAUAAAGGGGAUGAUAUAUUACUCGCAAUGAAUUAAAAUUCCAUAAUGACCGUGCCUUUGAUAUUUGUAAAUAUAAAUAAUUGAAAUAAAACUUCCGAAUAA